AUGGCUGAUGUCAAAGAAACGGGCGAGGAACUCCAUUUGGAGACUCUCGGCGGAGAAACAGCCGACAUUGAGAACCGCGCCAUCAAAGAAAAAGCUCUUGUUCGAAGAAUUGACAAGCGAAUGAUGCCUCUAAUGAUGCUUCUAUAUAUCCUCAACUAUCUCGACCGCAAUAACAUUGCCACCGCCCGUCUCGGUAACUUCGAGAAAGAUACCGGUCUUGUGGCCGAGCAAUACAACACCGUCAUUAGCAUCUUUUUCGUGGGUUACAUCCUGACUCAGGUACCCACUAACAUGAUUCUGAACAAGAUGCGACCGUCGAUCUUUUUACCUUGCAUAAUGGUCUGUUGGGCUACUGUUAGUGCUUGUACGGGUGCUGUUCAGAGCUAUCAUGGGAUGAUUGCGUUGAGAUUUAUCCUUGGUUUCGUGGAGGCACCGUUCUUUCCUGGUGCUCUGUUUUUGUUUAGUUCAUGGUACACGAAGAAAGAACUGGCAGUUCGUAUCUCGGUUCUUUAUGCAGCUGGUCAGAUGGCUGGUGCAUUUGGUGGUCUUCUCGGAAGUGCCAUCAUGGCUGGAAUGGAUGGUAAGGCUGGUUUAGCCAACUGGAGGUGGCUCUGUAUGUCCCCCUCUCUAAUCUUAUAUACCUCGACUAACAACCGUCUAGUCAUCAUCGAAGGCUGUACCACUUAUCCUGCAGCCAUCGUUACAUACUUCAUCGUCCCAGACUACCCAGCAACAACAGCCUGGCUUAGCGAUGAAGAACGCCGCAUUGCAGUCCUUCGUAUGGCCGAAGACGCCAGCAAAGAAGAUGACCGAGCCGAUGUAUCAGCUUGGGAGGGUGCUAAAAUGGCCUUCACUGAUCCUGCACUCUACAUGAUCUGGAUCAUGCAGCUUGGUCUCAACACAGCCGCAGCUUUCACCAACUUCUUCCCUACUAUUGUCAAGACUCUUGGUUAUAGCUCGACUAUUACUCUUCUGCUCUCUGCGCCGCCGUAUGUGUUUGCUGCAGCGCUGGGUAUUACGAACUCUUGGCAUAGCGAUCGUGUUAACGAGCGAUGGCUACAUGUUGUUUGGCCGCAGGUAUUCUGCAGUAUUGGGUUCAUCAUCUCAGCUGUUACUCUCAAUACGGCUGCCCGAUACAUCUCGACAUUCAUGAUGAUGUCAGUCUACGGAUCCUUUGGUUGCAUCUUGUCUUGGGUAUCUUCGUCUUUGCCACGUCCGUCGACAAAGCGCGCUAUCUCAUACGCCGUGGUCAACGCUGGGUCUAACCUGGCGUCCAUUUACGCAUCAUACUUUUACCCUUCCUCUCAAGGCCCGCGAUAUUGGCAAGCAAACGUCGCAAACGUAGCGUUUAGUGGUCUUUGCAUUGCUAUGGCGACAGUUCUGAGAUUCUUCCUUACUUGGAGAAACAAGAAGCUGGAGAAGGCGAGAGAGCAUGAUAUUCAGCACGAGGGUACUUUGAGUGGCAGUGAAACAAGGCUGCUUGCUGAGAAGUGGCAGUGCGGAACUGAGUAUAUUUUUACGUUGUAAAUGGGCUGACCUUGGG
Fusarium redolens is the source of this 1543-nucleotide messenger RNA. Its product is annotated as major facilitator superfamily domain-containing protein. Bases 1 to 1527 code for a protein of 508 amino acids. Gene Ontology annotation, biological process: transmembrane transport. The record is from RefSeq and is a predicted model, not a curated record. The transcript is spliced from 4 exons. Gene Ontology annotation, molecular function: transmembrane transporter activity. Gene Ontology annotation, cellular component: membrane. Lineage: Eukaryota; Fungi; Ascomycota; Sordariomycetes; Hypocreales; Nectriaceae.